AUGAAGGUCAAGAAAAGCUUAUUAAUAAAGCCUUAACUCGGUUCUUUACUUGUUGUGGAAUUCCUUUUUGGGUUGUCAAAAGUCCUUUUUUUAUUGAUUUACUUAAAAAUCUUAAUGCGGUUCUUUCAAAAUGUCAAGAACUUGUUACUUAUUUUCAAAAUUCGCAUAUUUCUGGUGCUCAAUUAAGAGAUGAAAUUACAAAUUUAUUUAUUAAAGAAAAUGAUCCUCAGGCACUUAAUGAAAAAUUAAGAAAUUAUAUUACAAGUUGUGAAUUUUGGGCCAAUAUUGAAUGUCUUUAUAAAGUUCUUGAACCUGUUAAAAUGGCUGUUAAAACUGUUGAAUCAUCAAAGGUUAAAUUUGCAGAUGUAUUUUUAAUUUUGAUUAAAAUGGCUAUUACAAUUAAGGCUAUACCAAUGAUAAAAACAACUCUUGAAAGACUUGAAUUUCGAAAAAGUUGUAUUGCUUUUUAUAACAAAAGAUGGGCUGAAUUUGAUACUGACUUUUAUUUGUUAGCUUAUUUUCUUCACCCUAAAUAUUGUGGUAAAGGCUUGACAUGUGAAGUAUUUCAAAAGAUUCUUCAAAAAGCUUUAAAUAUCUGGAAGUUACAAGGUGGAGGAGAAAUUAGUGCACAGAAAUUAGUUGCACAAAUUCAUAAUUAUGACCUUCAAAAGCCUCCAUAUGACUCUCUUUUUCAAGAUCAUCUUGAACUUCCAGAAACUUGGUGA
Messenger RNA from Racocetra fulgida, 725 nucleotides. The record is from the annotation of a GenBank genome assembly. Lineage: Eukaryota; Fungi; Glomeromycota; Glomeromycetes; Diversisporales; Gigasporaceae.